AUGACUGCCAGAUUCUCAUCUUCGCUGCGCAACCGCCCUGCAUGGAUCUCGGCUGUCGAUGUCCUAUACAAGGCGCACCAUGGGGUUAAAUGGAUAGAAAGCAAAAUGAAAACCCAGGAUUUGGUCAUGUCAUCCGCCGGGACAGAGAACACAGACAGCGAGGCCUGCUUCCAUUUCCUUCUCCUCUCUCCUGCCGAGCUGGACAAUCCAGCCACGCAGACACGGCUGGAGCGGUUCUGCAACCUUGCUACCCAAAUAGCUAUCGUAUUUCUUGAUGAGACUGACUCUAGCGCAUUUGUGGGUUUUCAAAUCCGAAUGAUGCAAAGCAAGCUAGAUGUCCCCGUCAUCCCAAUUAGGUCUACAGCGUCGCUACCCAGGACCGUAAUGGCCUUCCACCAACGUUUCUCUGCGGCCCAUCCACGGAUUACACGACCACAGGCUGUCAGAACUCUCCUGCCGUUCUGCACCAUCAACCCCCCGAUCCGAGAGCACAACUUCAACAUGCUAAGCGACAUUGUGCCCAGCUUCAAGGGCAUGGUCGAGGCGAUAUCUACCCGCCAGGGACAGGAUGAACUUUGCAGUUAUAUCGGCCAAAGUGACGCGAAUGAUGUUAUCAAGUUCUGGACUGCUGAAUAUGCAGCAUGA
Pyricularia grisea is the source of this 645-nucleotide messenger RNA. RefSeq lists its product as uncharacterized. Lineage: Eukaryota; Fungi; Ascomycota; Sordariomycetes; Magnaporthales; Pyriculariaceae. Bases 1 to 645 code for a protein of 214 amino acids. The record is from RefSeq and is a predicted model, not a curated record. The transcript has 4 exons.